Molecule: messenger RNA, 366 nt
Organism: Trichophyton rubrum CBS 118892
Lineage: Eukaryota; Fungi; Ascomycota; Eurotiomycetes; Onygenales; Arthrodermataceae
Product: RING-box protein 1A
Exons: 4
Coding region: 1-366 (121 amino acids)
Biological process (GO): ubiquitin-dependent protein catabolic process; protein ubiquitination
Cellular component (GO): nucleus; cullin-RING ubiquitin ligase complex
Molecular function (GO): zinc ion binding; cullin family protein binding; ubiquitin protein ligase activity
Source: RefSeq, a predicted model, not a curated record
AUGGCAGAUGUUGAAAUGACGGAUGCUGCUGGAGAUGCCAGCAAGGGGAAAGCUGUAGCUAAGACCACAAAGGCCGAUGCGGCUGGGGAGGGUAAGAAGAGAUUUGAGGUCAAAAAGUGGAAUGCUGUUGCUCUGUGGGCGUGGGAUAUCAUCGUUGAUAACUGUGCUAUUUGCCGAAACCACAUCAUGGACUUGUGUAUUGAAUGCCAGGCCAACCAGGGCUCAUCUACCACAGAGGAGUGCACAGUUGCUUGGGGUAUCUGCAAUCACGCGUUCCACUUCCACUGCAUCUCGAGAUGGCUAAGAACCAGACAAGUGUGCCCACUCGACAACAGAGAUUGGGAAUUCCAGAAAUACGGACGAUAG